AUGACACCCCGAAAUGAGGCGGAUCAGAGUGCUUUACUGGUGAUUUGCCACGGACUAGGCGAUACCUCGGAUGGAUUCGAUGAUGUAGCCGAGCAUUUGUGUCGCAAGCUGCCUUAUUUGAAGAUAAUUCUCCCAACAGCUCCCACACAACCUGUCACAAUGAACAUGGGAAUGGCAAUGCCUUCUUGGUACGAUAUCAAGGGAUUGGAUAUGAAAUCCAACGAGCAAUGCGAUGGUAUCGAAACCAGUCAGAGUCGAAUCGAACAAAUAUUGCAAACCGAACAUGAAAAAACUGGAUUGCCGUACAGUCGUAUGGUAUUGGCUGGAUUCUCCCAGGGUGGAGCCCUUGGUUUGUACACGGGCAUGCAAUUGAAACCGGUCGACAAAAAGUUGGCGGGGGUUGUCGUCUUGAGCGGAUACUUGCCCCAGCAGAGCAAGUUCACAAUCACACCUGGCAUGGAAGAUACUCCCAUUUUGCAUUGUCAUGGUUCACAAGAUCCGGUCGUCAUUUAUCCCAUGGCCCAAAUGACCCAACAAGCAUUGACUACCUUGAAGGGUGCCACCAAUUACGAACUCAAAACAUUUCCCGUUCAACACACUGUCAGCCCACAGGAACUAGUGGCCGUCGAGGAGUUUUUACGAAAAUGUUUGCCUCCGGAUGAUUCCUGCAAAAUCAAAGUCAAGGACGCCAAAGAAAUGAGCAUCAAAGAGCUCAAGGCGGCCAUCAAAAAGGCUGGCUUGUCGAACAAAGCGACGGGGUUUUGCGAAAAGAGCGAGUUUAUCAAGUUGGUGCAAGAUCAUCGUGACGGAAAACUAUAA
This is a messenger RNA of Seminavis robusta, 819 nucleotides long. The record is from the annotation of a GenBank genome assembly. Lineage: Eukaryota; Bacillariophyta; Bacillariophyceae; Naviculales; Naviculaceae.